Messenger RNA from Symbiodinium sp. CCMP2592, 3069 nucleotides. The record is from the annotation of a GenBank genome assembly. Lineage: Eukaryota; Dinophyceae; Suessiales; Symbiodiniaceae.
AUGAGGUCCUUACCCAACCGUCGGAAGCCAUGGAGGCAGUUUGGAUGUCUUUUCCUGGGCUUCCUGACUGCUUCCUGGAGCUCCUGCGCAGUUCGCAGUCCACCGGCAUGGUGGAAAGAGGGGCAUCCGCGGAAGCGGCCGGGAAGCGUCGCAGAGGCCGAGCUUCUAUCGCACCUGGCGGUGCUUCUGCUGCCGGAGGAGCCCAUCGGGGAGCUCUUCCGAGACGUUCCUGUCAGGCAGCCAGGGAGCUGGGGCAAGAGGCCCUUGAGCCCAGACCUCUCAGUCUAUGGGGUCCUGAAGAAGAAGGACGCUGCUUUGUUCUUGGAGUAUGACGGCUACUACCGACACCAUACACCAGAAGGCAUCAUCGCCGAUAUUCGUAAGAGCGAGGCACUGUUGCAGCAAGCUCCGAAGGGAUCUCAAGUGCUACGCAUAUCCCAUGCCUGCCGAGGAUGGGAGCUCACUUGUGAGACACGCGAAAUUGUUGUGGAUCGGUGGCAGCCGGGACGUCCCAAGGCGCUUGCGAAGGCGAUUCGCCAGAUCGUCCAGUUCGUAAGUGAAAAUAUGGGCAGCAUGCUGCGCACCAGUGUGAGGGUAAAGUUGCGAGACUUCUUGGAUAGGCCUACACACGGCUUGUGCACGACCGCUGUUGAAUUUAUGCGGAGGGCGGCUGCCACGGAUAAUGGCGACCCAUCGCAACUGCAUGAAUUUCUACAAGAGCAGCUUAACAUGACAGUGACGCAGUCCGUGAACUUAUUGGAAAGACACACCGCCGUGAAACGUUGCAGCGUUGAAAGCAACUGCCGACCCAUCGUGCAGUGGCUUCGAGACCUGGGCCUGAACAGAGCUGAGAUUGCCAAAGUUAUCGGUCGAUGUCCACAGGUGCUAGGUUGCAGCAUCGAGGAGUAUUUGAAGCCGACGGUCCAGUGGCUUCGAGACCUGGGUUUGAAGAAGGCUGAGAUUGCGAAAGUGAUCGGUCGAUUUCCACAGGUUCUUGGUUGCCGCAUCGAAGAGAAUUUGAAGCCGAAGGUCAAGUGGCUUCGAGACCUUGGCCUGACCAGAGCUGAGAUUGCCAAAGUUAUCGGUCGAUCUCCACAGGUUCUAAGCUACAGCAUCGAGGAGAAUUUGAAGCCCACGGUCCAGUGGCUUCGAGACCUUGGCCUGAACAGAGCUGAGAUUGCCAAAGUGAUCGGUCGACAUCCCCAGCUGCUAGGUUGCAGCAUUGAAGAGAAUUUGAAGACAACAGUCCAGUGGCUUCGAGACCUGGGCCUGACCAGAGCUGAGAUAGCCAAAGUUAUCGGUCGAUGUCCACAGGUUCUAAGCUACAGCAUCGAGGAGAAUUUGAAGCCCACGGUCCAGUGGCUUCGAGACCUUGGCCUGAACAGAGCUGGGAUUGCCAAAGUUAUCGGUCGAUCUCCACAGGUUCUAAGCUACAGCAUCGAGGAGAAUUUGAAGCCCACGGUCCAGUGGCUUCGAGACCUUGGCCUGAACAGAGCUGGGAUUGCCAAAGUGAUCGGUCGACAUCCCCAGCUGCUAGGUUGCAGCAUUGAAGAGAAUUUGAAGACAACAGUCCAGUGGCUUCGAGACCUGGGCCUGACCAGAGCUGAGAUAGCCAAAGUUAUCGGUCCAUGUCCACAGGUUCUAAGCUACAGCAUCGGGGAGAAUUUGAAGCCGACGGUCCAGUGGCUUCGAGACCUGGGUUUGAAGAAGGCUGAGAUUGCCAAAGUGAUCGGUCGAUUUCCACAGGUUCUUGGUUGCCGCAUCGAAGAGAAUUUGAAGCCGAAGGUCAAGUGGCUUCGAGACCUUGGCCUGACCAGAGCUGAGAUUGCCAAAGUUAUCGGUCGAUCUCCACAGGUUCUAGGCUACAGCAUCGAGGAGAAUUUGAAGCCCACGGUCCAGUGGCUUCGAGACCUUGGCCUGAACAGAGCUGAGAUUGCCAAAGUGAUCGGUCGACAUCCCCAGCUGCUAGGUUGCAGCAUUGAAGAGAAUUUGAAGACAACAGUCCAGUGGCUUCGAGACCUGGGCCUGACCAGAGCUGAGAUAGCCAAAGUUAUCGGUCGAUGUCCACAGGUUCUAAGCUACAGCAUCGGGGAGAAUUUGAAGCCGACGGUCCAGUGGCUUCGAGACCUGGGUUUGAAGAAGGCUGAGAUUGCCAAAGUGAUCGGUCGAUUUCCACAGGUUCUAAGCUACAGCAUCGAGGAGAAUUUGAAGCCCACGGUCCAGUGGCUUCGAGACCUUGGCCUGAACAGAGCUGAGAUUGCCAAAGUGAUCGGUCGACAUCCCCAGCUGCUAGGUUGCAGCAUUGAAGAGAAUUUGAAGACAACAGUCCAGUGGCUUCGAGACCUGGGCCUGACCAGAGCUGAGAUAGCCAAAGUUAUCGGUCGAUCUCCACAGGUUCUAAGCUACAGCAUCGGGGAGAAUUUGAAGCCGACGGUCCAGUGGCUUCGAGACCUGGGUUUGAAGAAGGCUGAGAUUGCCAAAGCUAUCGGUCGAUGUCCACAGGUUCUAAGCUACAGCAUCGGGGAGAAUUUGAAGCCGACGGUCCAGUGGCUUCGAGACCUGGGUUUGAAGAAGGCUGAGAUUGCCAAAGUGAUCGGUCGAUAUCCACAGGUGCUAAGUUGCAGCAUCGAGGAGAACAUGAAGCCGACGGUCAAGUGGCUUCACGACUUAGGCAUGAAUCAAACUGGGGUCGCCCGAAUGCUGGUGAACAACCCUGUCAUGCUCGGUUUGCGCGUCGAGUCCAAUCUGGCCAGGAAGGUCGUCCUCUUGCAGCAGUUUGUGAGUUUGGAGUGCCUUCCUGGACUUCUGGCGCAUUAUCCUGUAAUAUUGAACUACGGCUACGAGCGCUGGGCUUAUCGUUCGAAGGUCUUGCGUCAAUGCACCAAACCUCGGUCCUUUGCCCCAGCUCUUCAGCUGACUGAUGCCGCCUUCUUCAGACGGUAUGGUGAGCAUGUCGAAGGACUAGUUGGUCUCGAGAGCCCGAUUGCCGGAGGUGAAACAAGUUCGGUCCGAGUUCAUCUUUUCAGGCUCAACAUGAGAUUUCGAAACUCGAAGAACAACAAGACGUGA